CGUCCCCGCGGGCGCGCGUCAGCUGGGCGCGAGGCGGAGCUGAGGAGCGCGACGCGUGCCGGGAACGUGCCGGGGCCGAGGCGGCUGCGAGGACCGAUGGAUCCCGAGGGCGCGCAGGCCACUGAUCAGAUGCAAACAGAAUCUUUACCUUCAUGUCCCAACGCUGUGUCACCGGUGAGGUUAAAUAAUCUGAUCGGCUCGCCAAGGUUUGGAACAGUUACUCCAAAUCGUGUCUUUGUUGGAGGAAUUGAUUUUAAGACUAAUGAAAAUGACCUGAAGAAGUUUUUUGCUCAGUAUGGCAGUGUGACAGAAGUGAAGAUAAUAAAUGACAGAGCUGGAGUAUCAAAGGGGUAUGGCUUUGUUACAUUUGAAACCCAAGAAGAGGCACAGAAGAUUUUACAAGAUGCUAAAAAACUCAACUAUAAGGAUAAGAAAUUGAAUAUUGGACCAGCAAUAAGAAAACAAGUGCGGAGUCCUAAUACUCGUUCUGCUGUGACACCACAAGCAGGUACAAUGUAUGCAACUACUGCUGUAUCACCAGAAGCUGGUACAAUGUACUUGACCACCUCGAGUGGAUAUCCCUAUGUUUACCAUAAUGGAGUGGCUUAUUUUCAUACAUCUGAAGUCUCUCCUGUUCAGCAGCCAUGGCCAUCUCGCUCUGUUUCCAGUUCACCUGUAAUGGUUGCUCCGCCUGUUUAUCAGUCUCCUACGUACCAUUAUCAGGCACCAACACAGUGUCUUUCAAGUCAGUGGCAGUGGUCUGUUCCACAGUCUCCUACGUCUUCACCUCCACUCCUGUAUCUGCAACCAUCUGAAGUCUUUUAUCAGCCAAUAGGAAUUAACCAAGAAGGUGGAUGUAUAUCUCCACCUCUCCUAAUGGAAGCUGCAGUUCCUGAGCUGUAUUCUGAUCAUGGAGUUCAAACACUACAUCACCAGCCCUAUGUCCAGAGUCACAUAGCCAUGCCUGCAGCUUCCUUCCUGUGUGGCUGAUUUCCAUCAUUGACAUAACAGCUACCAGCUGCCAGUUGUGGAAUUUGGGGAAUUGAGGUCGCAUUCUGUGAGAAGAAAUGUUCUGCAUCAUUCGUCUGUGAGUCUGAAACCUCAAUAUGCAUGAAGUCAUCAGUUUCAUCCUGAAAGGACUACAGAAGAUAAAAUUUUGCACUACCUUCUACAGAUGCUGUAAAACACUGGGUUUUUUAGCUGUGUAUUUUGCUAAAGUACCUAACUCAGGGAUACUAUGUUCUUCCUAUCUUCUGACAUUUCCCUGCACAGGUUCCCCAGUUAAAAUACCACUACUUUUUGUCAACUAAUAACAUGAAAUUCUGUCAUUUGGUCAGGUAAAACCAUGUGAAAUAAUAUUUUUAUCCAUGCACUUCCUUUCUUAAUAGAAAGCCUGUUAUAGGACAAAAGGAUGAUUUCUGAAAGACAACCUGCUGUAUGUGUUCCAGUUACUAACCAGCAUACUUUUGCUAAAGGCGUAAUGUCACUUUUAAUUUCUGGGUAACAUGAACUUUAAAGAUGCAUUAGUUACAAAGCUGAAGCCAUUUUGCCACAUACAGCAUUUUUGAACUGCGGAUAAAAUCUGGUUAUUUCAAUCUAUGGGACUUUCAUUUCCAUUCCAAAACAACUUGUCUAGCUUAAUUUUUCUUGCUAUCAGUAUUCUCUGCUUUUAUAAGGUGUUUUACUUGUGUGUCAUUUUAGUGUUUGCAGUAAUAACUUUUUAAAAUAAAAACCAGACCCCUAGUUUAAUAAUGAUUUGUUCUCAUCCUAGUAUUUUUCUUGCAUAUGCUUUUGGUUUUAUAGUAUGUUUUUAGCUAUAGAAAAAGGCAAGAAUUGACUACUUGAAUUGGAAAAAAACAUUGAAGAUUUCUAUUUGCUUCUUUGGUGUUUUCUGUUGUCCGUAUGAAAAUAAGGAACUCCCUGGAAAUACCACAAAUUGAGAUGAAGUAGUAUUUUUUUCCUGGAUUUCAGGAAAGUAGUUUUGGUUUUUGGUGGUGGUGGGUUGUUUGUGUGUUUGGUUUUUGUUUCUUCCCCUCACCUCCAAGGGUUCCUUCUAUUCAUUACAAAAGUCAGGUUCCCCAAAGGUUGAAAAUAGAGCCUCAGUAUUUACAGGAGUGCAAGGUAUGGCUUAUUGCUUCUGUAGCACUGAAGUCUUUAUUUUUUUGUAUGUAAAAUAUCCUUGAGCUGUUCAAUUUUAUCAGUUUUGUAGUGAUUUGGGGGUUUUCUUUUUGUGUGGAUUUGUUUUGUUGGUACUUUUUUUCCUUUUAAUUGUUCAGAGAUCUUGCCAAAUGGACAUUGUAGUCAGUGAAUAAUCCAUGUAUGAUAUGUGAAUCUCUUUAAAAGAUUGUUCUGGUGUUCAGUAGUGCUUUUUGGUGUUGUCCAGGAAAAGAGUUGGAGUCCAGUUCUGGUUUUCUGCUGUUUUGAAAUGGUUAGGAAAGGAGAUGCCAUGUACUAGGUCUUGGUUUCCUCAAGUGACUUUGCACCUUCUGCUAGGUAGAAAAAGCUACACUAAUAUAAAUUUAAUAGUUUCUCUUUUUAACAAUUUAUUGCUGCAGCAGCUGUAGUGGAUUGUUUUACCAGUAAGUAUCAAAAGAAGUACCCAAUUUUUGGAGACAUGUAGAGCUCAGCCUGCUUUUUUAAGAGGAAAGUAUUCAUUUGUUUUAGGUUCGUGUGUUUCUGAGCAAGGCUGUACCACUAAAAGCAUCUGUCCAGGUCUGUUUAAUUUUCAUAUUUUAGAACUCAUCAAUACAAAUAUAUCACAAAAAAAUCUUGGCUCAAAGUCAUAAUUCAUUUCCAUGAAAAAAUUUUUACAUAGUAUAUAUUUUUUAAUGAAGUUUUAUCCCUGAAGGUACCAAAGAAAGAUUGUGUUCUGUUAGAGCCUUACUUCUUGUCAGGAAACACACCAGGAUUCUUCAGGAUUCUGGAGAUUUACUCCCAACCCCUUAUUUUUGGAAUCUGCACUUUGCCAAAUGUGACUUGCCUGUUUUUAAUAAUGCUUCAGAGAUUCAAAAAGUAAAUUUUACAGUGAGUACUAACUUAAGAGGAGUGCUUACAGGGAAGUCUGUUGAACUAACUGCUUGAACGUGUCCAAAUACUGUGCAGUCACAUAUCAAAUUGUGGCUCUAUUCCAGACACUCCCAAAAUGUAGUUUAUUUUCACUUCAUUGGUGCAGAUGUUGGAUUGUUGAUAAUGAGUUGAUCCCAUGGCCUUUGUUUCAGAGAUCACUCAGUUUCUUUUUACUUGCAAGUGAACUUGAUUGUUUGUAAGGAUAUUCAGUGUCAGCAUUUAACUAUCCCUGCAGUGUUCCCCCGUGGGGUGUGUGGCAUCAGUCUGAAGGUACUGUUGGUCAGGAUUGUAUCUUCAGGUCUUAACAAAGCUUUGUUUUGAUUUGAGAGACCCAGAAGAAACCAAGUAGCUUUGAAUAUUGGUUUUCCUCCAGGAACUGGCAGUCACUGUUAAAAUACUGAGGCCCUUUCAUUUAUAUUGUAGCUCAUCUUUCUUCAGAAUGCUUGCCAAGAGUGAUGGCAUGACAGCAGUGACUGAACUGACCCUUCAGGAGUUGAAUCUCUGUAGGCACUGUUGAGAUGCAAGUGACUUACCUUUGUGAAUCCCUGUAGUUGAGUUAAAUGUGUGCUGAGGAAAACUCCGUUUCCUCAGUGCCUACAGCUGUGUGCUGUUUUGAUGUUCUGGCACUCAUGACUUCUUGUUCCUUUACUCUGCACAGUCCAUUUCUGCUAGUUCAGCUCUCCAGAAUGUGGAGAUUCCCAUGCUGUUAAACAGAAGUCAUCUAGUUAACUGCAGAUGAGGAUUUCGGGGGUUGGAGAAAGGGCCAUGUUCUCUUUGGCCUUCCUCAGUUUCCCACUGAUAAUUGUGAGGCUCCACACUCGUGCUAGGAGGGAAUGGAUCCCCAUGUGCCUGAGGGCGUGCAGUAGCUGAUAGCAAAUCAUCUUCAUGCAUUGGCUGUCACCUUCCCAGAUUAGCAAACUAAGUUCAUUUUCUGGCUUCCCCCCCUUAGAAUUUAGGAGAACCGGUUGGUAUUUUCUGUUUUCUCCUGAGCUAGCUGUUACAGAAUUUCUAGCAACUGCUGUCUGCUUAAUGUUACAUUUCUAUUGCAGAAGGUUAGUUCUAGCGUUUUCUAUUUGAUUAAUGCUGCAUAAACACCUUGCACAGGCAGAAUGUUACUGCAGUUGUCUCUCAUGUAAUUUUAUAUAGAUGGUUGGCUGUUUUUUUGUAAAAUGUAGAAUUCUCUAGUUCACUUGCAUUUUCAGUUCCUGCUACUUCAGUUCUUAUGCAUCAGAAGUUCAUUUAUUAUCCCAGAAAAAUGGUUUGCAUUUUUCAUUUUAAAUGGGCAAUUCUUUAGAUUCUGAAGCAAAUUUUCCUAAUAAGUCAUUGAGUAAACUGCAUUCCAGUAGUAACUGAGCAGAAACUAGCAGAGCACGUGGCUCUCUUGAAGUGUUUUUCUCUGUUUAACAUAGUUACAAAAUGUGAAAAGUUGUAUGGCUGCAAGAUAUCUUUUGUUGUUGUUGUAAAAUAGGUUUGUGCCUUUGUAAUGUUAAAGUACUGCAGUAGGUUCAGUUCACCUGCUUUCUAAGUUUCCUAUUGAAUUUAAAAAUACUGAGCUUAAAUCUUUAUUUUAAGGAUCCAGAAUACAGUGCUGUGUGUGCAGUCCUGCACACUAAUCCUUAUAUAGCUGUUAUAUAGAAAAUCCAGAUCUAGACCAUCCAGUUUCCUUCUAGAAUCCAUGGGUUUAGUUGAUGACUAACAUAUGGCUGUAGUGUUUGAUACUGUAUUGGAGAUACAGAUGAUACACUUGCUACUGCCUUGAUAAGUGAGACACUGUGGAUGCACAGAGAAAAGUUGAAUAAAUUUGCAGGUCUCAUUUUAGAGAACUGCUAAUGAUUUUAGAAAUGAAGAGCUCUUUCUAUUGAAACUGCUUGUAAUCCAGCAAUUAUAAAGGAGCUUCUGUAGUUUUGGAUUUCUAGGGAAGUUUAGUGUUACAGCUCCAAGUUUAAUUCCAGCUGGACUAUAUUUACUGUUUGGAUUGUAACUUUUGUUUAUUGUAGUAUCAGAGUUUUAAUGUGGAUUUAGAAAAACUUGAAAAAUGGAAUUAAACUUUGAUCAUUAAACUAUGUUUUAAU
Molecule: messenger RNA, 5138 nt
Organism: Hirundo rustica (Barn swallow)
Lineage: Eukaryota; Metazoa; Chordata; Aves; Passeriformes; Hirundinidae
Gene: BOLL
Product: boule homolog, RNA binding protein
Exons: 12
Coding region: 97-990 (297 amino acids)
Molecular function (GO): RNA binding
Source: RefSeq, a predicted model, not a curated record